GGUCCUUCCUAUGUCUCAGCGGUCGAUCCUGAAACCAUCAACCUGAAAGGUUGACCUUUCCUUGUCGGAAGUGGUUUGUAGCGAUACAUAACAUGGGACAUAUCAUGGCAUUGUUGGCCUCAUGUAAUGGUUAGGCGUCAAAAAAGAUGAUCACUCACAAGGAUGACGAUGCUGCCGCUCCCUUUAACAACACCUUUAGCAUUGAAUAUAAUGUCGACAGUGUCCCAACAUGCGUCGCGCUUCCGUCUUGAGCCAGCUUUGUCCAACACAGUUCUGGGUCAUAACCGCAGUGUCAACGUCCUUGGUGUGGUUCAUCCACUGAAUGGGGACAUCUAAUUACGUUUACUACUGAGCACUUAUAUCUGUCGUCGUCAACGUUUCCCUUGCAAACCUCCCUUUCCACCAGCAGAAAACCAACACCAUAGGCCGUGAUCAUGCGACAUCCUUCGACGUUUGUACCCAUAAUAGCCUCCAUAGUAGCCUUUGUGCUAGUAUUACUGGCCCUUAUUGCCGGUUCUAGCAAAGGCUUCAUGGAGAGCUACGAUAUCGUCACAUUCAACACGUCAACUCUUGGACAGAACCUUAUCAACCAACAACUUAGCGGUGACCAGUCUGGCUCAGCAGCAGAUGGAGUAUGUGAAAAGCUGGGUUUUCUCAGCAAGGCCUGCGAAGACGCUACGGGCGCCGUCGGAGACGCAAAAGACGAUCUGUUGAACGCCCUAGGCGAUAUUGAGAACGACAUAGCGGACCAGCUAGCGGAAAAGCUGGGCAUCCACGAGUUCUACUCUCUCCAUGCUAGAACAGUUUGUGAGGGCGAGUAUAGCCCUAGCCCAACAGCCAAGGGUGCCGGUAGGACUGUUGCUAAGUGCAUCAAGACCUUCCCCAACGGCUUCAACGUAUCCGACAUCCUCGACAAAGAACUCCGCGUCGGCCCCUUCAAGCUCACCCUCGAAGACAUCGGCUUCAACGACGAAGUCCAAAACGCCUUCGACACACUGAACCGCGUCAUCAAAGCCUUCGCCAUCAUCCUCAUCAUCGAUGUUGCUCUCACCGGCCUCUCCAUGCUCGCCUCCCUCCUCGCCAUCUUCUUCCUCAACAGCAAGGAACGGCCCACCCUCAUCAUCAACGCCGUUCUCUCGAGCAUCGCUUUCACCCUCGUUCUCAUCACCGGUAUCCUCGCCACUGUCGGGUCCCGGAUCGCUGCCUCGAAGGCGAACAAGUACGGGGAGGAUAUUGGGUUGAGCGCCAAGGCGGGAACCAAGUAUACGAUCCUCAUUUGGGUGGCGGUUGGGUUUUCGUUGAUCACUUUUGUGGGGUGGGUGUUUCAGGCGCUGAGGUAUAGGAAUGGGAAGACGAUGGGUCACCGACAUCAUGGGGCGAGAAAUAAGGGGUAUAGGGACUCGGAGGAGAGUGCGGCGAACUCGGAUAGGCCGGUUUGGAAUAAUAGAGGUAUGAGGGAGGUGCAGUUUGCGAGGACUAGGUAGAGUGGAAGAGGAUCAGCUAGGCUCAGCUGUCUUUGUUGCUAGGUGAGAGGUC
Neurospora tetraspora is the source of this 1536-nucleotide messenger RNA. RefSeq names its product actin cortical patch SUR7/pH-response regulator pali. Gene Ontology annotation, biological process: fungal-type cell wall organization. Bases 435 to 1484 code for a protein of 349 amino acids. The record is from RefSeq and is a predicted model, not a curated record. Gene Ontology annotation, cellular component: cell cortex of cell tip; plasma membrane. Lineage: Eukaryota; Fungi; Ascomycota; Sordariomycetes; Sordariales; Sordariaceae. The transcript is spliced from 3 exons.